AAGCAGGCGUCUCAAGCUGGCGGCCCGGGGGCCACAUGUGGCCCUCCAAUCGAUUUCAUGUGGCCCUCCAAACAAUAUCAAGUUGUAACGAGUCAUUUCUAUAUGCUUUUAUUUUUAAAUUAAUAGAUGAAUUUUGCAUCAUAAAUAUGUUUUUUUUAUUGUUGCAUAUUAAAACAACCACUUAUAUUUUGAAAUUAUCCAAUCCAAUCCAACUUUAUUUGUAAAGCCCAAAACAAACACAGUGGAACAAAGUGCUGUACAGAAUAAUGGAUAAAAGACAGAAAAGCUCAAACGAGGCAAGAGUACAUAUAAAAAAGGAAUUAAUACGGCAUAUUGAUAUGGAAUUUUGAGCUCAUAACGUUCACCGCAACUGUUGUUUUUCCCAAAAAAGUUGGGCUUUUUUUUUUUUACUUGACUGGCCCCCGACUGACCAGACGAGACAGUCAGUGGCCCACAGGUCAUUUGAGUUUGAGAUCCCUGACUUAAAGCUUUAAGUCUCCUCUGCUUUUCAUUAUGUCUCUGUGGUGGAACUGACUCAUAGAUCAGACACUGUGUGGUUAUGCUGCACCAUUUAAUUUACAGAGACAUCACUUUUAUCAUGAGACACCAUCAACUGCCCCUGGGUGGGCUAUCAAUCGGUUUAUCAUUAUUAUUAUUAUUAUUAUUAUUAUUAUUAUUAUUAUUAAUAAUAAUAAUAAUAAUAAUAAUAAUAAUUAUAUUAAUUAGAAGAAUAAGAAAAAGUAAAUCUUAUUUACAAUCCCUUUUACCUUGACAUUAGCUUAAAUAACUCAUUGUAAAUGGAAAUAUCACUGCGUCUUGAAUUGAAUAAAGCAUUGAUAAACUAUAAAGUGAAAUUGCACAAUUAAGCAUAGCGCAAAACACUCUGAACGUAUGAAAGGAAUUACAGUUAUAGUUUAACGACAGGGCUUUUUCUUACCUGGACUGAGCUCCAGCAGGUGUUUUACUCCAGUAGAUUAUCCGAAAUUAUCUUUUUCUUUAUUCCUUUUUCUUCUUCUUCUUGCUCCUGAGAAAUUAUAAAACAAUGUCGGUGCGUUCAAGGACCUUCCUAAUGUAAUCACUGUUCUUUUUUCCCCCCGCUUCCAGUCACGCAUCUACCCACUUUCUCGCUUAACAUAAUUAACAUAUUGUAAUCAACUUACUGACAGUCGAGUGUAGGUAUUGUAACAGCCAGUCCGCUAUGUUUUUUCUAUUUUUUUGUUAUAUAUUAUUAAGUUUCCUCUAAAUCUUUAUAACGUACUUGUUCUCCAGAGUUGCGUCAAACUUCUUCCUUCAUCAGCCUGUGUGGCGUUUGCAGCUUUGCAUAUUGUGUGAGAUUAGCACCUAGCUGCCCUACUUAUUUGUUUUAGGCGAUUUCCAUACAAACAAAAGCACCACUCACCUCUCCACUGUCACUUCCACUUGUUAGGAGGCUGUGUCACCUGCGCUGAGCGUUGUCACCAGUGAUGACUGAUGAUUAAUGGUCCUCUCACAGGUUGAUUGGAUCAGUUUCAUGAUUUCAUUGUGAAAUGAUCAGCUGCUGCUGCUGCUGCUCACAAAGCAGCUUACACCAUAUGAGUUGGCCUACUUUAAAGGUUUUAUGGGGAUAAAAAAACAAAAACAGUGCCCUGUAAACAGUGACAUUGUACAACAAUUCAAAUCUAUUUCACAGUAUUAAAACGCUCUCAAUGUAUGCGUUACAACAAUAUGUGACUUAUGUGUGCCUCACAUUAGAAAAUAAUAUGUGUACUGCAGCUGGUGCAGUCGUCAAAGGAGCAGACUGUGUUUGCAGAGCCACCUGGUGGAAAACAUUGUUAUAGGUCUUCACCCUGGUUUUUAAACUGGGAUUACAUAACGACAUAGGGCUUAAUAUUGAUAUUUGUGGAGGUCAAGCAUUGACUAAAGCCAUUGAUUUUUAAGCUUUUAAAAGAAAGCCGUGGCUCUCCUACAUCUGAAGCGUGCUUAAAUAACUGGCGUAAAUAUCAAAAUCAAUGAAAACGUUGUGUUUUUUGCAUUAUAAAGUGGUCGUGGACAUGAAGAAUUGUGAAGCAUAUGCAGUAUUUGCUGUCAAGUUAUAUAUCAGACUAGAAUAGUUUCAUUUUAAGUAAAAAUAACAAGUUGUAAAAUUGUCAGAUAGAGUUUAUGGAUAGAGAGUUUAGUUUUAUUGUUGGUGGAGGGGGAGCUGUACUAGGAUGUAAUGUUGAAAGUGAGGAUGGAUGCAAUGAGUGAAGUGGAAUCCAGAGUUGAAAUGUGUGCGCUGACAUUAAAAGUCCUCAGUUUCCUCAGCAGGUGGAGGCGUUGUUGUGCUUUCCUAAAAACAGAUUCAACAUGUUGUGUAAAAGACAGGGUGGAGUCAAUCUCGAUGCCCAUGGUGCUUGAUAACAAUAUAAUAAACCUCAUAAACUUCAGCUGGUUCAGAACUCAGCCACUCAUAUCAUCACCACUAGAACCCCCGUCCUUGAACAACUUCACUGGCUCCACAUCCGUUUCCGCAUUGAAUUCCAAAUUUUUCUAUUAACAUUCAUAUCCUCCAUAUCUCACCGACCUGCUCCACACUAACACACCUUCCUGCAUUCUCUGUUGCUCCUCAGCCUCCCUCCUCUCCAUAGCACCUGCCCGCCUGUCCACAAUGGGAGAGUGAGAGUCAAUGGUUGUUUGUCUCUAUAUGUGGCCCUGCGAUGAACUGGCGAACUGUCCAGGUGCCGAUCGCUCUAUGUCAGCUGAGAUUGGCACAGCACCCCCCCGCGACUCUCCUGUGGAGGAUAAAGUGGUAGAAAAUGGAUGGUUGGUUGGAUAGAUGUUAUAGUCAGGCAGCCUGAUUAUCUGGUGUGUCCCCUCUGGCUUUGAGGUCAUCCCGGACAACAUGCUGGAGCUAAUUCUAGUGUACAGCCUGUACUAAACUUAUUGUUUAUACUGUGUGAUGGAGCCCCCGUGGUUCAUCGAUCCCCUCAAUGGAUCUUGUCCCGAGGGGUGCUCUCUGCACAAACCCAGCAGCUCAUCAAUGCAUUCCUUUGCACUCUAGUCCCGUUAGCGGAUUCUUAAUAGGAGCUCAUCUCAAAGGAGAAACCAGUGUGACCUCAAUGAAGGACGUCGUCUUUUCACAUGCAAACGUAAAAAUGACUUUGGGUUUAUUCUAAUUUAAAUUCCAGUUGCUGAGUCUUGUUUUAGCACCCAGCUCAACAUUUCCGGCGGGUUAACAAACCAGGCGGAAAGAACAUGCCACUGUAUAUGAUCCAAAUGCCUUGUCCUUGUUGUCAAGCUCAGUUUUUCUUUUUUGCAUCAUACUUCAUUAGGGCACCUCAGCGCUGCUCUCCUCUGCAAACCUGUCAGGCUAUUCAUAGCAGUGGCUCAGGUUGGGGUCUCCCAGCAUGUCUCAUCUCCUGCAUUGUUACUGCAGCCUGGCAGCCCUCAGGGCUCCACCAGCCCAAUUCUCUUUUUUUGAUAAAGUCUCCGUGUCUGCCCUAUAGUGAGCACGGUAGAGUGAGAGAUUGUGGGAGAUGACGAGCAUACAGAACUAAUGGGAGUAGAUCUUUUUGGGGUGAUUUUAACAGGAAUUGCACCAUUGACUCACUCGUAUUGUAUUGUUAUUUUAGGACGCGUGACUUUCUGGCUCCAUGUGGCGUUACAUCAUUUCAUAUUGAUUAUCAUAGCUCUGAGGUUAGUGCUUUCCCUGCCAGCAGCAACAUUCACUCCAUAUUCAGCUGAACUUUGUCUUUAUCACACAUGUUCAAUAAGCCUGCACAAGGUUCGAGAUGAAACCGGCAUCCGAGAUGCACUCAAUGAUGCACGACGCAAUUUGAACCACUUGAAAAACUACACAAACAAAUUUAAAAUUGCAGUGGGGAAAAAAAAAAAGUACUAAAUCCCAAUUAGCAGGUGAAUUUUGAUAAACAGUGCCCGCCUUAAAUUGAUAGUUGGAGCUAUGAAAUUAUCCUCGCAUCACUUUGACCAACACGCCAUAAGAGAAGUGAUUUCUGCCUGCUGACAAAAUUGGAUUAUGCAAUUUGAGUUGGUCAUUCAUAUUAGAAUCUCAAUUAGCAUUGGCAGAUUGUCUCAAGGGCAAUUUACUCUAAUUACUGUAAUAGACAAAUUAAAGGACACAGAUGGUAGUAAACAUAUCACAAAGAAAAUGUUUGCUGUCCAGAUAAAUGUUGCAUUCUGAAUUCCAUUAUAAUUAUUAUUUGUAAUGCUUAUUGUGCCUAUAGUCCCUAGUGAAACAAAAUAUAUGAAAAAAAAAAACCGUUAUUGAUCAACACCAUGUGACAUCCGAAAGGGAGAAAUACAAAAAUCAAAGUUGUCGCUAUAGCAACGCCCCUGCCAGAUUCCACCAAUCAAUGGAGUCUGUGGGGUUGCGAGAUGCACCAGGGAAAGGCCAGCGUCCUACAUAAGGAGUGCGGGACGGGGAGCCGGGAGCCACAAAGGGGGCAGCAACACACCUUUCGGCACGUACACGAUAAAGACACAGCAACAAGAGGCAGGGUCAGAAAAGAGUGAUACACAGAGAAGAAGAGAGGCAGGGAAUAUCCAAGAAGAUAUGCUACGCUCAUGUGGACGAGGGACCCCUGCCUGGGUCUAUGUGGGCACUCUAUUCAUCUUCAUCCACUUGUACCCUUUCACAGUCAGAGGAGCCGCUCUGAAGCAGGAGGCAGCGCUGGACAGUGGGGCAACGGUGCUGAACCACUCCAUGGGGUUGGUGCAGCGCAUGGAGGCGCUGCUGGUAAUCGGGAACAGCAGUGACGUCACUCUCCGGGUGCAGACCAUAAACACGGACGAGGUGAAGGUGAUCCAGGCCCACAGCCUACUUCUCACCCUGCAGAGUGAUGUGUUUGAGGAACUGCUGCUCAGCCGCAACAGCAGUGCUGUGGUACUGAGGGAGGCGCCUGACUGCGCAGCUGUCUUUGACAAGUUUGUCAGGUAUUUGUACUGCGGUGACAUCUCAGUACGGCUGGAUCAGGCUAUUUCCCUGCAUAAGCUGGCCAGCAAGUAUCAUGUGUGGGGCUUGCAGCAAGGUCUGACCCAAUAUAUGACCCAGCAUCUUUCUAGUGAUUCUCCCAUGGGGCAUGUGGUUGGCUGGUACAACUAUGCACUUCAAAUUGGGGACAUGGCCCUGCGGGACAACUGCCUGCAGUACUUGUCCUGGAACCUAUCUUCUGUGCUGCAGAGUGGAGAGUGGGGCUCCAUCAGUGAAGACCUGCUCCUCUCCUUGCUCCAGCGUUCUGACCUCAUUCUGCAAAGUGAGCUGGAGCUCUUCGAAGCAUUAGAAGCCUGGAUCAACCUGAACCAGCCCCUCAGUUUGACAGUGGAGAGUGCACUAAGGGCUGUUCGAUAUGGCAUGAUCCCUCCUCAGCACCUCUUCCGUCUUCAGAAGCAAUCUGCCCUCAUGUUCAAGUAUUAUGAAUCCAUUCGUGAUCUCCUCUAUCUAGCGUUCCAAUUCCACUCUGCCUCACCCAUCCAGCUGGCCAAAUUCUUUGAUGUCAACUGUAGUAUUUUCACUCCUCGUAACUACCUGUCCUCCUCCUGGGGUGCACCUUGGGUAAUCAAUAACCCCACCCGCGAUGACCGCAGUUUCAGCUUCCAGACUCAACUCGGGCCCAGCGGCCAUGACUCCAGUAAGAGAGUGACAUGGAACACCCUGUUCUCCCCUCGCUGGCUCCCACUCAGUGCCAGGUCAACCUACACUGAGCUGGGCACUAUGCAGCCCACCCGCACAGAUGGAGGUAGACCUCGCAUUAUUGUGACACCAGCCACAUCUAGUCCAGACUUUGCCGGCGUUAGUUUCCAGAAGACGGUGAUUGUAAUGGCAAAACAGCAGGGGAAAGUGGUGGUUCGUCACGUCUACAACUUCCACCAAAGCACAGAGGAGGCGGGGGAUUUCCUGUUGGAUGUUGACCUGCAGCGCCGGGCAUCAGAAUACCUCAUUGACAGCUCUCUCUAUCUGCACAUUAUAAUAAAACCACUCUACCAUUCGCUCCUAGUGGCCAGGAAAUAACAUGCAGGAAGUUGGCAUGGCCUCAUCAUUGGUCCUCUACCCUCCACCCAAACAAUCACAUGCACAUACUCUAAAGUAAAGUGCACUCAUAUCACAGACACACAUGUUCACGUCUGUGACAUUUCCAUUGUUAUUUCAUUUAUGCAUUUUUGUGUCUUCCAACUUUUUCGCAAGGGGUUGUGUGGUACAUUAAAUGAUGCACAAUAUAACAGCUCAAUAGUGAUUUCAACAUGAGAAAUGGUGGGUUAUUUCAGUAUUUCAAGCAUACUUAAACAUACAAAUGUAUUUUUAUUGUAUUUGUUCUUUUUAAGUCUGCCUGUUCCUUACAUAUAUUAAAUCUAUGUAAUGGCUAGUGUUGUUUUUAAAAGAGAUCAAUAUUGCUGUUCAUUUAUUAAUUUCAAGGGGCAAAUAUAGCCCUCUAGUUUGUGACUGUUUUAACCUAUGGCAUAUUUAUUUAAUUUAUACAUACCAAAAUGUGUAAAUUAAGGUGCAACUCUACUAUUAUUAUUAGUUAUACUUAGUUGGGAAGUAAUAAAUUAGAUUAACUCGAGUAAUUGUAAUUGAGUUGUUUUUUAUGUGUACUUUUACUACUUUUUAAAUCUGUAAUUUAACUUUCAAGUAUGUUAAUCUAACCCUAUCUAUGAUUAUUGUACCUCACGACAUUUUAAAUAACAUCUGUUACUGGAUAAG
Solea solea (common sole) is the source of this 6676-nucleotide messenger RNA. RefSeq names its product BTB (POZ) domain containing 17b (gene btbd17b). Lineage: Eukaryota; Metazoa; Chordata; Actinopteri; Pleuronectiformes; Soleidae. Bases 4532 to 5986 code for a protein of 484 amino acids. The record is from RefSeq and is a predicted model, not a curated record. The transcript is spliced from 3 exons. Gene Ontology annotation, molecular function: protein binding.